This is a messenger RNA of Vidua macroura (Pin-tailed whydah), 1026 nucleotides long. RefSeq names its product jumonji domain containing 8 (gene JMJD8). The record is from RefSeq and is a predicted model, not a curated record. The coding region runs from base 54 to 857 and encodes 267 amino acids. The transcript has 9 exons. NCBI's taxonomy places the organism in Eukaryota, Metazoa, Chordata, Aves, Passeriformes, Viduidae. Gene Ontology annotation, cellular component: cytoplasm.
UUCGCGGUGCAUGCCGGGAAUUGUAGUUCCCGCGCUCUCCGGUGCCGGUCCCCAUGGCGGCGGCGCGGCUGCUGCCGCUGCUGCUGCUGCCGCUGGGCUGGGUCCGGCCCAGCGCCUGCACCGACCCUCCGGGCGGCGGCUGGCUGGCGGGCACGGUGCCGGAGGAACCACGCUGCACCGUGGAGCGAGCGGAUGCCUCCCUCACCUACUCCCUCUUCCUGCAGCGGUUCGCCUUCUCCCGGCCAGUGAUCCUCGGUGGGGUCACGGACAAUUCGGCGUUCCGAGCCCUCUGCACCCGGGAGAAGUUGCUGGCCGCCUUCGGGCCCUUCCCGGUGCGGCUCAGCACGGCCAACACCUACUCGUACCGCAAAGUGGAUGUGCCGUUCCAGGAGUACGUGGAGCACCUGCUGAAGCCGCAGGACCCGGCCCGGCUGGGCAGCGCACUACGUGCCCCCUCCCUUCCGCAUCCCGGGCACCAGCCCCGCCUACAGCUUUGGGAUCGCAGGCUCGGGCUCUGGCGUUCCCUUCCACUGGCACGGCCCUGGUUUCUCCGAGGUGAUUUUCGGCAGGAAGCCCCUCUGGGGCUGAGCCCGAGGGGCUGCAGGGGACCUGGGAGGGGACGUGCCCCCGGUGCUUUGCAGCGCUGGUUUCUGUACCCGCCGGAUCAAACCCCGCACUUCCACCCCAACGAGACGACGCUGGCCUGGCUCCAGCACACCUAUCCCACACUGCCACCGGCCCAGCGCCCGCUGGAGUGCACCCUGCGCCCUGGGGAGGUCCUGUACUUCCCUGACCGCUGGUGGCACGCCACACUCAACCUGGACACCAGCGUCUUCAUCUCCACCUUCCUGGGCUAGGGCCGGCAGGGACAAGGACACGUCACCCCCAUCCAUCCCAGCCAGGCCAGGAGCUCCAGCUCCUGCUACCCUCAGGGAAAGGCCACUGCUAUUGGGACCAACUGCCUGAGAAAGUUCUGGUUUUUAUUGGUCUUUACCUUCCCCCUUGGAUUAAAGCUGUUCUACUGAA